Chaetura pelagica (chimney swift) is the source of this 2484-nucleotide messenger RNA. RefSeq names its product suppression of tumorigenicity 14 (colon carcinoma) (gene ST14). Lineage: Eukaryota; Metazoa; Chordata; Aves; Apodiformes; Apodidae. The coding region runs from base 1 to 2484 and encodes 827 amino acids. Gene Ontology annotation, biological process: acrosome reaction; proteolysis. Gene Ontology annotation, molecular function: serine-type endopeptidase activity; protein binding. Gene Ontology annotation, cellular component: membrane. The transcript has 18 exons. The record is from RefSeq and is a predicted model, not a curated record.
AUGACCAACCUGGACGAAGGGGUGGAGUUCCUCCCUGCCAUGAACUCCAAGAAGAUGGAGAAGCGCGGCCCGAGGCGGCGGGUGGUCGUCCCCGUCACCAUCGUUGUGUUCCUGCUCAUCUCCCUCGUCACAGGCCUCCUGGUUUGGCACUUCAAAUACAGGAAUGCCCUUGUCCAGAAGGUUUUCAACGGCCACUUGCGGGUUUUGAACUGUGACUUCCUUGAUGCUUAUGAGAACUCCAGCUCACCUGAGUUCCUCAUGCUGGCCAAGAAGGUGAAGAGCACGGUGGAGGAGAUCUACCAGAAUCAUGCAGCUAUUGGCCCUUACCACAAAGAGACAGUGAUAACUGCCUUCAGUGAGGGCAGUGUCAUUGCCUACUACUGGUCGGAGUUCCUGGUCCCCAAGUACCGGGAGGAGAGCCUGGACAGGGCCAUGUCAGACCAGCAGAGCCUGGUGCAGAGGUGGAACCCCCGCCUGCGCAACCCCCAGCUGAAGGUGGAGUCGGUCAUUGCCUUCCCUGCUGACCCCAGCAUCGCCUACUCCACCCGGGACUAUAGCUGCGUGUUUGCCCUCCAUGCCAAGGAAGGGGAGGUCACCAGCUUCACCACACCAGGCUUCCCCAACAGCCCCUACCCCAACAAUGCACUCUGCUACUGGACACUGAGGGCAGAUGCCAACUCCAUCAUCAGCCUGACCUUCAAGACGCUGGAGCUGGAGCAGUGCAGAGAUGACAGUGACUACAUCAAGGUGUACAACUCCCUGAGCCCCGUGGAGCCCCACGCUCUGGUCAGGCUCUGUGGCAAUUAUGCUCCUUCCUACAACCUGACCUUCUUGUCCUCCCAGAAUGUCAUGUUGGUCACCUUGGUUACCAACAAGGAGGGGAGAUUCCCAGGCUUUAAGGCUGAGUUCUUCCAGCUCCCAAAGGUGACAGUCUGUGGUGGGACCCUGAAAGGAGAGAGUGGCACCUUCACCACUCCCUUCUACCCAGCACACUACCCCCCACUGAUGUACUGUGUUUGGAACAUCGAGGUUCCCUCUAAGAAGAACGUGAAGGUGCGUUUCAACAUGUUCUUCGUGCUGGAGCCUGGGAUCCCAGUCAGCUCCUGCACCAAGGACUAUGUGCAGAUCAACAGCACCAGAUACUGUGGGGAGCGUUCCCAGUUUGUGGUGGCCAGUUCUACCAACAAAAUGGAGGUCAGGUUCUUCUCAGACCAGUCCUACACAGACACUGGCUUCUCUGCCGAGUACCUCUCCUAUGACUCCAGCGAUCCCUGCCCUGGCAAGUUCACCUGCAACACGGGCCGCUGCAUCGACAGCAGCAUGCGCUGCGACGGGUGGCUGGACUGCGUGGAUGGCAGCGACGAGAGGUCCUGCACCUGCAGAGACCAGCAGUUCCAGUGCCAGAAUGGCUGGUGCAAGCCCAAGUUCUGGGUCUGCGACAAUGUGAACGACUGUGGGGACAACAGUGACGAGCUGCAGUGCAGCUGUGCAGCCGACAGCUUCAAGUGCAACAACGGGAAGUGCAUCCCCAGCGCCCAGCAGUGCGACGGCCGGGACAGCUGCGGGGACGGGAGCGACGAGGGCACCUCCCACGACGCCGCACAGGCAGUGCCCUGCACGGAGCACACCUACAAGUGCCGUGACGGGCGCUGCAUCAGCAAACAGAACCCGGAGUGCGACGGGGAGCAGGACUGUGUGGACAACUCGGACGAGGACAACUGCAACUGUGGGAUCCGUUCCUACAUCAGGAAGUCGCGGAUCGUCGGCGGGCAGAACUCGGACGUGGGCGAGUGGCCCUGGCAGGUCAGCCUGCACGUCAAGGGCCAGGGCCACAUCUGCGGGGCCUCGCUGAUCUCCGAGAGCUGGCUGGUGUCAGCAGCACACUGCUUCCUGCAGCUGCAGGGCAUCAGGUACUCAGAGCCCAGCCUGUGGACAGCCUACCUGGGCCUGACCGACCAGGGCCAGCGCGACGGCCCCAACGUGCAGACGCGCAAGAUCAAGCGCAUCAUCUCCCACCCCUACUUCAAUGACUACACCUACGACUACGACAUCGCUGUCAUGGAGCUGCAGGCCCCCGUCACCUUCUCCUCUGUUGUGCAGCCCAUCUGCCUGCCCGACACCACCCAUAGCUUCCCCGUGGGCAAGGACCUGUGGGUGACGGGGUGGGGAGCGACCGUGGAAGGAGGCAGCGGAGCCUCCAUCCUGCAGAAGGCAGAAAUCCGGCUCAUCAACCAGACAGUGUGUAACGAGCUGCUGACAGACCAGCUGACCCCGCGGAUGAUGUGCGUGGGGAUCCUGACCGGCGGCGUGGACGCCUGCCAGGGAGACUCGGGGGGCCCCCUGAUCAGCGUGGAGCCCAGCGGGCGGAUGUUCCUGGCCGGGGUGGUGAGUUGGGGCGACGGCUGCGCCCAGAGGAACAAGCCCGGGGUCUACAGCCGCCUCACCAGCCUGCGGCCCUGGGUCAGGCAGCAGACGGGCGUGUAG